Molecule: messenger RNA, 786 nt
Organism: Lolium rigidum
Lineage: Eukaryota; Viridiplantae; Streptophyta; Magnoliopsida; Poales; Poaceae
Product: probable aquaporin TIP5-1
Exons: 3
Coding region: 1-786 (261 amino acids)
Biological process (GO): transmembrane transport; water transport
Cellular component (GO): membrane
Molecular function (GO): water channel activity
Source: RefSeq, a predicted model, not a curated record
AUGGCAUCCAACCUCAGUGCUCACUUGCAGCACUCCUUUUCGGCGCCGGCGCUCCGGUCAUACCUCGCCGAGUUCAUCUCAACCUUCCUCUUCGUGUUCGCCACCGUCGGCUCCGCCGUCUCUGCCAGGAUGCUGACGCCGGACGUCACGUCCAACGCCUCGUCCCUGGUGGCCACCGCCGUGGCCCAGGCGUUCGCGCUCUUCGCCGCGGUGUUCAUCGCGGCCGAUGUCUCGGGCGGCCACGUCAACCCCGCCGUCACCUUCGCCUUCGCCCUCGGCGGCCACAUUUCAUUUCUGACCGCCGCCCUCUACUGGGCAUCCCAGUUGCUCGGCUCCACCUUCGCCUGCUUCAUCGUCCACGCCAUCUCCGCCGGCCAGGCCGUCCCGACGACAAGAAUAGCCGUGGAGAUGACCGGGCUCGGCGCGGGGAUCAUGGAGGCGAUGGCCACGUUCUUGGUGGUGUACAUGGUUCACGCGGCGUGCGACCCGCGGGCGGGCGGGAGGAGGGGCACCGCGGCGACGGCGAUGGGGUCUCUGGUCAUCGGGCUCGUCACCGGCGCGUGCGUGCUGGCCACGGGCUCGCUCACCGGCGCGUCCAUGAACCCCGCGCGCUCAUUCGGGCCGGCGGUCGUCAGCGGGGACUUCAAGAACCAGGCCGUGUACUGGGCGGGGCCAAUGAUCGGCGCGGCUGCUGCGGCGCUGGUGCACCAGAGCUUGGUGUUCCCGCCGGUGCCUGCCCCGUUGCAAGGAACUGUGGACUGUGGAGACGGUGGCUGUGUGAUCUGA